Molecule: messenger RNA, 1894 nt
Organism: Loxodonta africana (African savanna elephant)
Lineage: Eukaryota; Metazoa; Chordata; Mammalia; Proboscidea; Elephantidae
Gene: BRF2
Product: BRF2 RNA polymerase III transcription initiation factor subunit
Exons: 4
Coding region: 134-1375 (413 amino acids)
Biological process (GO): DNA-templated transcription initiation; transcription preinitiation complex assembly
Cellular component (GO): transcription preinitiation complex; nucleus
Molecular function (GO): TBP-class protein binding
Source: RefSeq, a predicted model, not a curated record
AGAGGAAGGUGCAACCUUAGAAGGGUUCCCUCCUCUUUCCUGCUGUGGUAUUGUAGCUGUUGGCCCCGGCUCUGUUGCUUGGUGGCACGGCACUGGCGAAGAACCCCACGGUCGGCCCUGGGCAAGUUGUGAGAUGCCAGGCGGACGCCGCUGCCCCGACUGCGACUCCACCGAGCUCGUGGAGGACUCCCACUAUUCUCAGAGCCAGCUAGUGUGCUCCGACUGCGGCUGCGUGAUCACCGAGGGAGUCCUUACCACCACCUUCGCAGACGAGGGUCACCUCCGAGAGGUAACAUAUUCCCAAAGCACAGGAGAAAAUGAGCAAGUUAGUCGCAGCCAGCAACGAGGUCUCCGCCGAGUGAGAGAUCUUUGUCGAGUUCUGCAGUUGCCAUCAACAUUCGAGGACACAGCAGUUGCCUACUACCAACAGGCGUACCGGCACUCUGGCAUUCGUGCUGCCCGGCUGCAGAAGAAGGAGGUGUUGGUUGGAUGCUGUGUCUUAAUUACCUGCCGGCAGCAUAACUGGCCCCUAACCAUGGGCACCAUCUGCACCCUGAUAUAUGCUGAUUUGGAUGUGUUUUCCGGUACCUACAUGCAGAUAGUGAAGCUUCUGGGGCUGGAUGUACCAUCUCUGUGCUUGGCAGACCUAGUGAAGACCUACUGUAGCAGCUUCAGACUGUUCCAAGCCUCCCCGUCUGUGCCAGCCAAAUACGUGGAAGACAAAGAGAAGAUGCUAUCACGAACGUUGCAGCUAGUGGAGUUAGCGAAUGAGACGUGGCUGGUGACCGGAAGACACCCUUUGCCUGUCAUCACUGCUGCUACUUUCCUGGCCUGGCAGUCGCUGCAGCCUUCAGGACGUCUGACGUGUUCCCUUGCCCGAUUCUGUAAAUUGGCAAAUGUGGACCUGCCCUACCCUGCCACGUCCCGCCUGCAGGAGCUGCUGGCUGUGCUGCUACAGAUGGCUGAGCAGCUGGCUUGGUUGCAGAUCCUGAAACUCAACAAACGGUCCGUGGUGAAACACAUCGGGGACCUUCUCCAGCACCGCCACACCCUGGUCCACAAGGCCUUUCGGGAUGGAACAGCAGAGAUGGAGGCCUGUGAGAGGGAGGUGCAGGGGCAGAGACAGGGAGAAGAGGAGGUGGGGGAUAGUUCCUUAGAUUUGCCUGUGCGGAAGCGAUCGGCUAGUCCUGCCCUUCUCCUCCCACCCUGCAUGCUGAAGCCCCCAAAGCAGCUCCGACCCACACCACCGGUCUGCACAGUCACUGGAGAUGAGAAUAUUUCUGAUAGUGAAAUAGAGCAGUAUCUGCGUACCCCUGAGGAAGUUAGGGACUUUCAGAGAGCCCAAGCCGCUGGACAGGCUGCCAAGUCUUCCUAACCCACUGUGAGGCACAUCCAGUAGGGGGCGCUUUACCCCAUUCUGACAGCAGCUUGAUAAUAGGCCCUGUCGUAUCCAGAGAAAUAAGCAUGUACAAGAUCUUAAGUGUCAUCUUUCUUGUUUGAAGAAACCAGGACGGGCUGUAUGAUUAGUUGGACCCAAGGUUCUGGAGUAGAACUCAGGAGGACUGCAGGGAUGACCGUGGGUUGGAGAGAAACUCGCAUUCUUGUGUCAGGGAGCAAAGCAAUGGGAUGCUUUCUUCUUAAGCUGUGGGGAAAGUAUCAGGCACUCUGCUGCUCCCAUUUUGAAUUGGACGCACUACUGCUGAUGCUGCUGCUGGCCUGAAGGGGCUUCCUGCUGCUUGUGGAACCAUUGGCAUUUCUAAUGGUAUCACCGCUCGGAGGAGCUGGAACUAGAGGGAACUCUCAGCCCUGUAUCCAUUUAUAAGUGUUGGUGGGUUUGUGUAUAUGGUGUCAUGAGAUCCUCUGCCUCAUAAUAAAAGGAUUGUGGCUGGACUAA